Cyphellophora attinorum is the source of this 1080-nucleotide messenger RNA. Its product is annotated as 1-aminocyclopropane-1-carboxylate oxidase. The coding region runs from base 1 to 1080 and encodes 359 amino acids. The record is from RefSeq and is a predicted model, not a curated record. The transcript has 3 exons. NCBI's taxonomy places the organism in Eukaryota, Fungi, Ascomycota, Eurotiomycetes, Chaetothyriales, Cyphellophoraceae. Gene Ontology annotation, molecular function: dioxygenase activity.
AUGGCAGAAGCCUCUGUCCUUAGUGAAGGCGGCGGCCUGCCCGUGCUGGACUUCUCGGCGUGGAGAGAAGGAAGGACUCAAGCAGACCGUGUCCAGGUUGCCAAAACUUUAGUAGACGUCUGUCGCAGGGUCGGUUUCGUCUAUAUCACCAACCAUGGUCUUCCUGCCGAGCUAGUCGAGGAGGCAUUCGGAUGGACCCAUAAGCUCUUUGCCCUGGACCAGGACAAGAAGAUGCUGGCACCUCAUCCAGAUGGCGCCAAAGUGCAUCGAGGAUACUCCUGGCCCGGCCUGGAGAAAGUUUCCCAGCAGGCCAGCGAGAAAGAAGAUCCGGAGCUCGCGAGUCUGCUUAGACAGACGACCGAUCACAAGGAGAGCUAUGAGAUUGGCAGUGAGGAGAACACCGAGCAGCCCAACGUGUGGCUACCGGAGGAUGUCCUGCCGGGGUUUCGGUCAUUCACCACCCGCUUUUACUGGGAGUGCAACGGGGUGGCGAACUCGAUAUUGUCUGCGAUUGCGCUGGGGCUCGGUCUGGAUGAAGAUUUCCUGCUGAGAUUCCAUUCAGGACACAACAAUCAGCUGCGUUUGUUGCACUAUCCGCCCGUCGAGGCUGCUUCGGUGGCCAGUGCUGCUGUUGCAAGAAUGCCGGCUCACACGGAUUGGGGUUCGGUGACUAUGCUCUUCCAGGACGAUUGUGGUGGCUUGGAAGUCGAAAACCCACACAAACCUGGCCAGUUUAUCACGGCGACCCCGAUCAAGAAUGCGCUUGUGAUGAAUGUUGGCGAUCUCCUGAUGCGGUGGAGCAAUGACGACCUGAAAUCGACGCUACACCGAGUGACGCUGCCACCAGACCAAGAUCGAUAUACUGGCCCACAUCGGAUGACCAGAGAUCGAUAUUCGAUUCCGUUCUUCGUGAGUCCGGACUCGCACUCGAUUAUUGAAUGUCUUCCAGCUUGUACGGACGCGAAUCGCCCCAUCAAGUACGCUCCAGUACUCCAAAGCGCAUACCGAAUCUCUCGGGCCAACACACAGUAUCAGUCGAGGGCGACCACCGUCACCACUGUCACGGCUGUCGCCGCAUGA